GAGGCUCAUGCAAUUGCACAACGAAGUCUGAAAUGGUCUGCAACCCUACAGACUCCGUAAAGAAGACUGGGCAACUCUAAAAAAUUCUGCUGGGCGGGCACACCGUGAAUGUUUACGUCUGAACGUGGAGGUCACUGCACGCGGCUAGCGCAUGUCAGUUGUUUCUGAAACGCGUGAGAUCGUUUGACAUUCAACCAUUGCAUUCAACUGAACAAAUGAAGAUCGCAACACACGUCAUUUGUAAGCAAAUUGUCAUUUCCUUAAUAAACAGCGAAUCCAAGUCGUAAUUUAUUUGUUCCACCUCUAGUAUUUUGUUGUGUAAAUAUACAAAUAUAAUAUACUUUAAUAUGGGUGACGUUAGCGACGAUAUCGAAGAAAUGAGUGUUGAUGUAGAAGAAGAGUCCCAAAACACAUUUUUAGCUCCGGAACCACCUGAAGGAAUGGACGUAAACUCUAACUUAUUGACAACUUUCUCAUCUUUGAUUCUUGAUAAUUGGUUUUUAUUGUUAAUAUUUGGUGUGUGUUCCAUGUAUAUAUAUCAAAGAUACAUUUAUCCAGCAAUUGAAAAAUUUAUGCACACUUUAGCUGACAGAGAAAUGGAGGCAAAACUGCAUAAAAAUCCUGAUCUGGUGAGAGCUCGCCAAGAAGCAUUGAUGGAAGCUCGAAGGAAAAUGCAGGAAAAGCAUGAUGCAGAGGCUGCAAGAAUGGCAGAGUUACGAAAACUGAGAGAAGAAAAGAAGAAAGAAGAAAUAUUAUCUAAAAACUUAGAAAAAUACUCCAGUAUUGGACAUACAUUAAAUGAAGCUGAUCCUAGAAGCCAAAGUGGCCCUUCUUCUCGCCCAAACAGAACAGAUUACAAUCCUUUAAUGGGUUCUGGUUCUGGAGGAUAUCGUCCACAGAGGCGACGCCCUUGUUCUGGUGGAGGAUGUGGGUGAUUCACUGAGAAUAUGUAUGUCAGUUGGUGUGCAGUAAAUCUUACUAAUAAACUUCAGAUCAUCUGAUAAAUGAAUGAUUGCCAAAUUGUGCUUCAUUGUUUUUAAUCACUAAUGUAUAAAUAAAUGAUAUUAUAUUUUUCCCCUGUAACAUAAUUAUAAAUAAAAUUGAAGUUUAAUUUCUCAAAUGC
Messenger RNA from Gryllus bimaculatus (two-spotted cricket), 1123 nucleotides. The record is from the annotation of a GenBank genome assembly. NCBI's taxonomy places the organism in Eukaryota, Metazoa, Arthropoda, Insecta, Orthoptera, Gryllidae.